Phlebotomus papatasi is the source of this 14536-nucleotide messenger RNA. RefSeq names its product rho guanine nucleotide exchange factor 12 (gene RhoGEF2). The record is from RefSeq and is a predicted model, not a curated record. Bases 945 to 7031 code for a protein of 2028 amino acids. Gene Ontology annotation, biological process: G protein-coupled receptor signaling pathway. Gene Ontology annotation, cellular component: cytoplasm. NCBI's taxonomy places the organism in Eukaryota, Metazoa, Arthropoda, Insecta, Diptera, Psychodidae. Gene Ontology annotation, molecular function: guanyl-nucleotide exchange factor activity; G protein-coupled receptor binding. The transcript is spliced from 24 exons.
CGUCAGAUGGAGGAAAGAAAACGGAGGGUGCGGAGUGUUUUUGUGAAAAGUUUUUACAUCUAGAAAUCAUGCAAAAAGUGCUCUUAUUUACCCAAAUUAUCUACAUUCGGUGUCCAUAUAUGUUUUAUCGUGUGUCUGGAGAGACAAAUAGACUGACUAGCGAGUAUUUAUCGCGAAAUUUGUGAAGACUUUUUCCUCCAUUGCCUUCCUAAACUCUCACACCAAGUUUUCUCUUCAGUGUGUGUAGACUUUUGUCGCAUCGCCAAGUGAAAAAGUUGUAUGCUCCAGCACUAUUCUCUUUUCCCUGUGUGUUGGCUCCAGCCUUCUGGCUGCUGCUAAUUCCACUCUUGUGCAAUUAGCAAGUAGAUUUUCUGCCAUUGGACGCUAAGACUGACGGGAAAAGUUCACUUGGGGAAAGGCAUUUGGGGAGUUCUCUGGAACGGGGUGUUGUGGCAAAAGAAGAAUACCAACAAAAAACAAGCCAAGCAUCCACUAGAGGAGUCUACCAGUUCGUGAAGAGACUUUCUUGUGAAUUGGAGUGCCUUUUUUUGCUGUGUUUCCAAACACACACACCAACGCACAACGUGUCAGCCUCUUUUUAUUUUUCCGUGUAAAAUUCUGUGGAAUUGGGAAAAAGGGGGCACACAGUGAAGUUCCCAGUGUUUCCGGUGUAGAAUCCACCAGACAACGAAAAAAGAACCUCCAUCAUCUUUGAUAUUGUGCUAAUAAAACAGUGAAUAAGAAGCAAUAUUUUAAUUCCAAGUGAUUGUGCAUUGUGAUUCAUCCAAAAAAAGUGUUUGCAAUAAUUAAUUGAGAAAUCCACAAAAAAUUCCACUGUGCAAGGAAUAAUGAUUAGUAGCAGUGGAUGUUCGAGUAAUGGCAAUUUGUACUAAAUGGAUUAUUUAGCCUGAUUUCUCAGAGAAUCACUGUGGAAAUUCAAGCAGAUGGAUAACCUUUCGACACCGCCACAGGAAAGCAAACCACCUCCGCCGCCUCCAACAUCGUCAACACAUCGCGUUUCAACGGGAAACGGCUCAGCAGCAGCUGCAUCCCAAAUGAAUGGCGCCGGACCAAGACGACCACAGACGCUGAUGUCGCCGCUAGAACAGCAAAAGUUCAUCGUUCCUGCCCAAUCGCUCACCCUGACAAUCCACAAGGACUCCAAUGGCUAUGGCAUGAAGGUAUCUGGAGAUAAUCCUGUAUUUGUCGAAAGCGUAAAACCAAAUGGAGCAGCUCAAAAGGCGGGACUUAUAGCAUCGGAUAUGAUAUUGAAGGUCAAUGGUACACCGGUUCGAUAUUCAACUCACACGGAUGUCGUUAAAUUAAUUAAAUCAUCAGCCACUGUUGAGUUAACUGUUCAAAGAGGACACAAAAUGCAACGACCAUCGAGUAUUUCUGUGGGACCAUCGACACCUUUGGCCCAACGAGGUGGAAUCACUGCUCCAAUUCCCGUUGACCAACAUAAAAUGCGGGAAAUGGAAUUUUCAAAAAUGCAAACACUGCGCCUUAUGUUGGAUCAGGAAAAGAAGAACUACGAUGCAUUGCUGGCGGCCAGCAAUAGUGGUGGUGGCAAUAGACAAGAGAUGGCACGUUCCGAGGCAAAUAUUCGCAAAUUGCAGGAGCAACUGCGUCAAGUGUGUGGAGAGGAUAUGAACUUGCUGCAUUCACUUCCUGCUCCAGUAGCUUUUCCAUCAGCAAUAAUAUCACCACCACAGCAGCAAACGUCACAAUCCACACCAGCAUUCCUUUCGCUCUUUCCGCGUUCUCUGUCAUCAUUGAGUUUGGGCACGCGAAAGAAGCCCAUGGAUCGUGUUGAUCCGGUGAUAGCACCAAAUAUUCUAAUGAGUAUCAAUUCGGAGUUCUCUCCGCAUCAGCAUACACCCCAUUUUCCCCGGCAACAGUCGUCCAUUGUGGGGGAUUUGAUGGCCAGCAAGAAGAAGGUCAAUGUGGAUCCAAAGAGUCCACAGAAGGGUGAUACUCCGCCACCUUUGCCACAGAGAAAUGCUCCGCGAAAGGUGGCGUCGGAUGCAAAUGGGGCACGUGGGAGUACAGAGAGUCCGGAUGGGGUGAUGAGGAGUCCCAUGCAGGUGUCAGAUCUGGAUCAUUCAUCGAGUGGUGGUGGUUCGACACCAACCCAUGGGACUCCGUCGGGCAAGAGUAAAAAGCGCACAAAAGCCAAGACUAAAGCAUGGUCAGAUCCAAAGAUGAGCUCUCAGAUGCUGAUUCAGGUGGAGAGUGGAGCAAUGGCCAUGAGGGCAUCAUCAACGGAAAAUCCACCACCAUUGCCGCCGAGGCAGCAGACCAUUGAUGAAAAUCAGUUGAAUAAACUGAACAAUAACAGACCCUUGCCCAAUAGCAUAGAAACAUUGAUGAAUUAUCCCCUUAUAGCAACAUGUACACCAGUUAGGGACAAUCUAUCCGCUUUUCCUCUGUCUCACCGACCAAAUAUUGUACAGCAUCUGCAGCAGCAGCAACAACAGCAACAGCUGAGUAAUAGCAAUUUCCAUCAGCACCACCUUCAUCACCACCAUCACCAAAAUCUACUAUCUUCUGCUAAUAAAUCUACUGCUCUCGGUUUGACUCCACAGCAGUUAAACCAGUUGAGUGGGAAGCAUCGCCGUGUGAUAUCAUCGCCAGAACAUGUACAUCCCAGUAAGGAUUCCGAGCACAGUGAUUCACGAAUGAACAAGUCAGCUACGGGAUCAUGGGAUCUCAUGGAGAAGGAUAAUGAGAGAACACCUCCGGGCACUCCGCCUCCACCGUAUUUGUCGCCUGGCAUGCAAGCCAGUGGUCAGAUGGGUCACCAGAAGGAUGAAAGUGCCGCGGAUUCAACCGGUUUGGAUGCUCAGAAGUUAGGAAGUCCCGUGAUGUCACCCACAUUCCACAAGACCUCAAUAUCUGCUGCUCAGGCUAAUAUCCUGCAGAAACCCAUAAUUUCCAUGGAGGACGAUGAGAUAUCGGAUCAGGAGGGUUUCAUUGAGGAGCAUGGUCCAUUUCGGUCACUAUCUCAGCUACUGGAACAGGAAAAUUCUUCGUAUUUGGCAGUUUUUCUCAACUUUGUCCUGUCCAAUUCCAAUCCGGCACCUUUGCUAUUUUACCUGAUUACUGGCCUGUACAAGGAGGGCAGUGUGAAGGAUAUGCGAAAAUGGGCAUAUGAGAUUCAUUCAACAUUUCUUGUACCCCAAGCACCAUUGCUGUGGUCAACUGUUGAUGAAUCUCUGGCACGUGAGGUGGAUGAUGUGCUACAGAAGGAAUAUGACAAAGGGGAAAUUCUCAGAAAGAUCUUCUGGAAGAGUCGAAUAAAGGCAAAAGACUUUAUCAAUUCGCAAUUGCAGGAGUUUCAAGUGAAACGAACAGCGGGUUUGGGCACAAUUUAUGGGCCAAGUGAUCAACAGUUGCAAGAGGCCAAGGGUGAUAAGACCAAAGAGCAACGUAUCGUCGAGGAGACACUCAUUCCAAAAUUGCAGCAACUUGUUGAUGAACUGGAUCGUGAAGCACCAAAUGAAUGUCCCAAAAAGUCAGCCCUAUGUUCAGCUCUUUCGACGGUUUUGCAUCGAAUUUUCGUGACGCGCUCCAAUCCAAAUAGUCCCAUUGACAAGGUCCAUCAUUUUGUCAGUCGCGAGAAGAGUUUCAAGUCUCGACUGAUGGGCAAAAACAGAAAGGCCCUUGUUCUUGGACAUCUUCUAGUAUUACGUCAGUAUUAUGAGGUGACACAUUGCAAUCACUGUCAGAAUAUCAUUUGGGGGGUGAGUCCACAGGGCUACCACUGUACACACUGCGAAUUGAACAUUCAUCGAGCAUGUUCAAGAAUACUCGAAGAGCACUGCCCUGGACCAGCACCUCAGAAACGCAAAGAUCCGCACAACGACAACAAAAUCAGCAAAUUUAUGGAGAAGAUCCGUCCUACUCAUCAUUUUAUACCAAGUGAUCGUUCACGUCGUCAGGAUGAUGAGAGUGGUGCUGAAGAUACCUUCUGCAUGGAUCGACCAUUGACAACCUCAGUGACUCGCCAACCAUCAGAUAGACGUCCUGACAGCAGUAGCAGUUCCCAUCAUCAUCAUCAUCACUCACAUGGGAGUGUUGGAAGUACUUCCGGGGCAUCAGUGGACUUUCAGUCGCCUGCUGUUGGAGAAAUUGGCGAAACAGGAGCACCUGUUGCUGAUCGUCCCAGUCAUGAGAGUUCCAAGUCCAAAUCAGCACCAGUGUCGGUCAAUCGAUCGGAAUCCUAUAAAGAGAGAUUAUCACACAAACGGAAUCGAACAAAUAGGAGGAAGACGUCUGAUCCAAGCUUAACAAAAACCAAUGAUGAACAACAGGUGGAAUUGGGACUUACAAACGCCAAUUAUCCCGCCAGCUCAAGUUCUAGUCUGUCUUCCAAUAGUCUGGAUAGCCCAAGUAUAUCUUUUGAUGCUGUUGGAGCACCAUCUUCAUGUAGUGGAACACAGCCUGGAGUGGUGCCUCGACAGUGGGUGGAGAGUGAGGAUGAAGGUGGGGGUGAUUUGGAGACGGAUUGGAGUUCCAAUGUUCCAGCCGAUAUUCUACAAAAUCUGUCCGACGCGGAGAAGAAACGGCAGGAAAUUAUAAAUGAGAUUUAUCAGACCGAGAGGAGCCAUGUAAGAACAUUAAGGCUUCUCGAGGGUAUAUUUAUGCAGCCACUGCAAGAAUCUGGUGUAUUAAAUAUCGAACAUUUACAUUUGCUGUUUCCACCUGCUUUGCUAAUUCUCAAAGAUUUACACUGUUCAUUUGAGGCGCAAUUGAAGCAGCGACGCAUUGAUUCGGGCUCAAUAGUUGGGCACAUUGGGGAUUUGUUGUUGGCUACAUUUGAUGGUAAUUCUGGGGAGGAACUCAAAGAGAAUGCUGCACAAUUUUGCGCACGCCAGCAAAUAGCACUGGAAGCGCUCAAAGAGAACCGCCGUAAGGAUGAAAAUCUCCAAAGAUUACUCACCAAAGCUGAGGCACACAAAGCGUGUCGACGUCUUCAGCUGAAGGAUCUCCUACCUACAGUCCUUCAACGUCUAACAAAGUAUCCACUAUUGUUUGAGAGUCUCUAUAAAAUCACCGUUAGUAUGUUUCCUGAAAAUACAACUGAAGCAGAAGCCAUCAAGAAGGCUCUCGAUAACUCCCGUGACAUUCUCAAUCAUGUCAAUCAGGCUGUGAGGGUGGCAGAAGAUUCCCACAAACUGCAAACAAUUCAAAAGAAAUUGGAUAAAGCUGCCAUUGAUAAAGAAAUUGGAAAUGAAAUAAGGCUGUUGAUGCAAAAUUUAGACCUAACUCAGCACCAAUUGAUACACGAUGGAUUGCUGAUUAUGAAGAAGAGUCCAACAACACAAUUACAUGGUCUACUUUUUGAUGAUAUCAUGGUAUUGCUGCAGAAACAAGAUGAUCGUUAUGUGUUGAAAGUUUUACCAAAUCCGGGUGCAGGUGGUUCGGAGAAUAAAAGCAAAGAAUCAGUAUUUUAUCCCAUAAUCAAGGUGAAUUUGAUUCUUGUGCGACAGUCAGCAGUGGAUAAAACAACAUUCUUCCUUAUCAACACGAGUCUCUCGCAAAUGCUAGAGCUAACUACUCCCAGCAGUUCCGAAUGCAAAGGGUGGUUCAAGCACAUCUCAGAUGCUGCUGAUGCGUACAAAGCAAGAACUCGGGGCAGUCAUGAUUUGAAUACGGAACUGUCUGGUGGUGGAUCGAAGGAGAAGGAUUCCUUUGAAAUGACACCAGAACGCAGUGAUUUGCCAAGUGUGAGUGGUACUGGUGCAACAGCUGAUACAGCAACUGAGAAGAAAGGUACCGAUGACACCCGAGAUCGUGGUGGGGAAGUGACGCAUGAAAAGCGAAAGUCCCAGAAGCAGCAACAGAAGCCACAGGAUGCGCGCAAUCGGAGUAAGCAGAAGAAAGACAGUGAGGAAAAUCGAGAAUCCGCAAAUGAGGAUGAAGAGGGUGAUGUGUCAGAUCAGGAAGAAAAUGAGGAAGAGAAGAGGACUGAAGAUGAAGAUGGUUUGAAGCAGAAAUUCAAUGGUUAUUCCAGUUCAUGCAAUACCCGGACACUUACUCAACAGUGCUCGUUGGUGGCACCCAGUGAAGUUCAGGUCACCGUCAGUCCAUCUCUCACAGCUGAACCCGUCCUUACGCCAGCUGAACGCUUGAGACGAUUGGAUGAGUCUAUCAGGGGUAUGUUGGCGGAGAAGCAGCAAAUUGUUUGUGAUAUGUUUCGAAUGCCAAGUGAACACUUCUCUGCCAUUGCUGACAUUGCGGGACAGCCAGAGGCGCCCAAGACUGCCUCAUUUCAGGAUCCCAGUGAUUUGGUAUUGGCUGCAUUUGCCCAAGUGCAGUCACUCACAGAGGCACUCAAUGAUUAUACACGCGUGAGUCAAAUCCAGGAGAUUAGUGCUGUGUCCAUGGCACUCUGUGAUGAUUGCCACAAGAUGAGGUCAGAGCAUGCUACAAGGGCACAUCCGGUGCUCCAGCGUGAAGACUCGGUGCAGGAGGAUGAAGAUGGGUACUGUGAGAUUGUGGAGUUGCGCUCCAUUGGGCCACCCAGUACAUCGAGGUGUGAUCAUGUGCUGAAGAGACGCAGCACAAAUUCCAUUCCCGAAGAGACAGAAUCUGAGAUGCGAUCGGAGGCUCAGCAACAACCAUCAACUGGGCGAAUUGAGGUCAAUGAGACUUAUGUGGGUGGUGGGGAAGAGGGAACACAGUCUGGGGAGAAGGUGAAGGUGGAGACUGAAGGAACCUCAUUGGAAGCUACUGGAGAAUUCUGUGGGGCCAAUCGACUCCUUCAUGCCACAUCUUUAACACCAUCAGUUCCGUGUCAUCUCAUUUCCAGUCACACCACAGCCCUCAAUACACUUGUGUCGCAGCUUUUGCCAAAAUUGAAUGAGCGCGAUGUCGAGAGGGAAAUGCUUAGGCGGGAAAAUCAACAUUUGCGCGAACUUAUCAAUUCGCUGCAUGAACGGGAGCGUGUUUCGGAGUCAGAGGAAACACCACCGAAGGAUGUGGAUAGCGGCAAAAAAACGCAAGUUGAAAGUCCCCAUGAUUAAGCGAAAAUAGGAUUAAUGUAAUAAAUGUUUAAUAGAAUGAGUUGCAUGCAGAUAUCUGGAUUAUUACAAAAGAAAAUGGAAUAAAAAAAGAGAUUUGGAAAGGUUUAGAAAAGAGAUGGAAAAAUAGCAAAAUUAUAAAACGACAUAAUUAUUACAUUAAUAUUAAUGUAAAGUAGAUGGAAAAAGUUUCGUUUUUGGAAAAAUUUUAUCCACAAAUUCUAUGGAAGCGGGCUAGUGGACCAAUUUAGUUUACUGGUUAUGCUUCUUCAGAAGUGUAUUGCAUAAUAUUGAGAGAGAGAAAACAAACGUCAUAAUAAAGUUCUUCAUGUUAUAUGUGUUUAGAAUUCAAAAGAAUUUGGCGGUAAUAUUCACAAAUUUACCAUUUUGUCGUGAUAAAGGACAUUGAAAAACAGUAAAUUAUAACAAUAAAAUAAAUUAUUCGUCUAUUGAAAUAUCAUUGAUAAUUCACGUGUAUGACAGGAUAGUAUUUACAUCAAUUUGUGGCUGUUACACAAUUUCUGUUGCAUUUUUUUGAGCUGUUACUGCUUUAAGUUCAAUUUAUAUUCUCUUGUUUGCGGCUACAAAACUUGGUCUCUGUAGCCUGGCUUAUCCCUAGAUACCGGACUCAUCCAUCAAAAUGGAUUAGUUCGCCAUUAAGACAGCCUUUUUUUAUUUUUUCCUCAAACUUGUUUGCGAAUUAACUAAGAUAGUAAUCGUGAAAUGAUGAAAUUCUGAGCAAUUUCUUGAAUUUAAAAAAGCACUUAGCAAAGUGAUAAAAGCGGCAAUUCUAAAUAAAUAUUUUUUGAAUUCAAAAAAUUUCAUGCAUUUAAUAGAUAAUUGCAUGUUAUUAUAGUCAACUUUUUACUUAACUCCCUGGACAGAUGCUUUUCUCCUAACAUUUGAAUUCGACAGGUUUGAUUUAUCGAAAAGGUCGUGCAAUCAAUCAUAAAAUAUCUCAAGUGUUGAAUUUAGAAUUUACUAAUACAACUCCGUAAGAAAUAAAAGAUGACAUAUCUAAUGGCGUACGCAUAACAACUUUAGUUUUUCAAACAUGUUUUAUAUAAUUCUUUCAAUUUCUUGAAAAAAAAACAUAUUUUCAAAACAAAAAUUUUCGUGUUUACUCAUAACGGGCCUAAUUUUCUUUUUGUUCUAAGAAAUUUGCUAAUAAAGUGAGGUUAUUUUAACAUAACCUCACAUAAACUUCUUAUGAAAAAAACUUCACAAUUCUCCGAAUAUUAGCAAUUAUUUUCACAAAUUUGUCCACAUUGAACGAUUUGAAUUCUAAAAUAGAGGUUAUUUUAAUUUUUAAAUGUCGUCUGUCAUCUUUUUUCCACAAAUUUUCAGAUUCUAACCUCUAAGGAAAGAGGAAGAAUCUAGUUCAAUGAGCUUCAUUCUCCUAUUUGGUCAAUAAAGAGGAAGAAAGGCACCACUGAAUUGGUGCUUCUUUAAAAUGGGGUUCUUCUACUUCUAAACAGAACUUAGUCUUAUAUAUUUUAAUUUAGCUUUACAAUUACUUUGUGGAAGUGUGGAAUUAAAUUAUACAAUGGUUUAAUCUAUCUAUUAAAAAAUAGGAGAAAAGUUCGGAGAAAGGUUUUAGGUUAAAUCAGCCUAACCUCAAAAAUUUAAGACUUGAGGUUAAAUUAAAUAAAACCUCAAAUUCUGGAAUAACCUUUUUGUCAAAUAAAAAUUGAUAACCUUUAAAACCUUGCAUGAAAUAAUCUUCAAAAAUUCUCUAAAUAUGAAUUACAAACUUUUUUUUUAAAUCAUACAUUAGCCCAGGCCUGAGCUAAAAUAAAAGGCGAAGUGAAUUUGGUGGUGCCUGUUGGCAUUCUUCGAAAUUCCGCGAAAAUUCACGUAGAGAAAAUGAAAGGUUUUUUAAUGUGAAAAUUGUUUAAUUUCUUAAAGUUAAGUAAUUUUCACAAGAAAACCAUUUUAAUAAUUUAGUUGAAUAUAGUUAUUUGGGUUAAUUGUGAAUAAUUGUCGAUAUUACAACAAAAACAUUCACUGAGAAAAUAAAGAGGUUGCGAUUAACAAUUUUUCCUCAUAAAUUUAACACUUUUUAGGUGUAAAAAUAUAUCAACAUUUUUUUAAUGUUAAUUUUACAGCUUUUUAAUGGUAAAAUUAACAUGAAAAGGGUACAUUUUACCCCUAAUACACCUAAAAAAGGUAAUAUUUAACACCGAUUUCAGAUCAAUACUGCAGGGUAAAAUUAACAUUUCCGGAAUGUUAUUUUAACUUUUUCGGAUUCCUCUCAGUGUUGGGAUGUAAUUUUGAAUUGGAAGACUAAUAUUCUUUUGAGCUGUCCCAAAAUUCAGGAUAGGUUUGAGAAAAACCCUUUUGUACAACACUAUUUUGGUUAAUAAGGAAUGCAAAAGUUCAUAUUAUAAGAAGAGACACGGCCUGCUAAUAAGGAUAAAAUAGAGAAGAAAAUAUUUUGUCGCAUUUCAGAGAUUUUUUGCAACCGCAGCGCCGCCAGACGUUUGUCAAGUGAGUUAUUUGUGUCUCUAUCUCUCUCGCACUGUUGAAUUUAAGAACUUUCCAUUUAAAGUGAUAUUUGCAUUUAAUUUCUUUUAAUUUGUAUUUCUGCGAGAUUCAAGUAAAAGGGUGUGUAGUGAACACUAUCCGUCUUCCGACAAAGAUAUCAAGAAGACAAUUUCUUUCUAUAUGAGUUUUUAUGUCUGUUAUGUCUUUUUGGCGCAAAAAUAUUUAUCAUGGCACCUUGCGUGAGAGAGCAGGAUUAGUGUUACCAGUAUGGCUAUCUGUAAUUUCCAUUAAAAUUAUCAAUACAAAAUUUCCGAUAUUACACGACUUUUAACGAGCACAGGUCUGUUCUAAAUAGAACUUAGCCUUAGGGGGAAGUGGGGCACCUUUGAAAUUGAGAUUUUUCUCCUAGGUUUAAGUGGAACUGAGCCAUAUUAUAAUAUAAUUUAGCUUCCCAAUCUUCUUGUGCAGCUAAAUUAUAUCACGAUAAGGCUCAAUUUUAUUUAAAAUUAAAAUUUACUAAAACCAUUUGUUUCUUUAAAAAAAAAUACCAUAAUACUAACUUAAGAAUGAUUAGUUCACUGAGAAAAAAGGCUACGAUUAACUUUUUUUUCGUCAUAACUUUAACACUUUUCGGGUGUAAAAAUAUAUCAAUAUUUUUUAAUGUUAAUUUUACACCUUUUGAGGGUAAAAUCAACAUGAAAAAAGGUAACUUUAACCCAUAAUACACCUAAAAAGGGUAAUAUUUACACCGAUUUCGGAUCAAUUCUUCAGGGUAAAAUUAACAUUUCCGGAAUGUUAUUUUGGCUUUUUCGGAUUUCUCUCAGUGUUGAAGAUAUAAUAGAUGUAAAAUUUCAAAUUUUUGUUAUUUAUUAGAAAAUCUACCUUAUUAUGGGGAAGAUCUGAAGUAUCUUGUCGUCUAUUAUUAUUUUUCGAAAUUUAUAGAAAAAAAAUAACGACAACCAGCUGACCAUAUCUUGAUUCGCUUUAGAAUUUGCAAUUAGCGAAUUUGUGCCAUUUAACUAGGGGCAACUAUUUGAAGAGAAGGGAUUUUUCCAACUGAAUCCUUGUUGAAAAUUUGUCCAAAGGAUGUUGUUCCACGAUUUGACAAUCUUUUUGUCAUACGAGAAGUGAGAAUGUGUUUUCUCCGGCUUUUGAAACCGAUCUUCGAAUUUUUUGUGCUUCAGCUAGUGUAUGAAGCAAUUCUAGUUAUUUUUCAAGCAAUGCAUAGCCACAAAUCAGUUGUUGAUUGUUGCUGAUGGGGAUCCCGUCUGACCAGAUAAGCAUGGAUUAUAGCCUCAAUUAACCCUUAUCUUUCAUACCUUACUUUUAAGAAGCUCCCAUACAAAAUACCCCUUACUAAAUAUAUGUGAAAGACACUGUUUUGCGUUCAUGGUGGUGAGCAGCGGAACUACGAAAAUUAUGUUGCCGGCCUUGUUGUUCAGCUGUCAGUGAAAAGAUGGAAUAUUUUUUAAAACAUUUUAUUUAUUUUUGAAAUUGACUAAAAUUCCGCACUUAUUUCUCGCCCUAACGCUAUAAUUCGUGCGAGCUAGUCAUACUGAAAUGUACGAUAUAGUAGCAAUGUUUUCAACCCAAAAGUAGAACAAUAACUGAGUGUUUGAGAGAUCAAUUUUCUCUAAGUUGCAAGAUGCCAAUUAUUGGCACUGAUCCUCCAUUUAUUUGUGAAUGUAUUUUUUUGUAGAAAUUUUCUAUGAAAAUUCCACGCCAUUUUUAAUCAAUUUUAUUAAUUAUUUUGAAGAAAAAUAUAAAGAAAAUCCACUGGAAAAGUUGUGGAAUUCCUUAAUAUUUAACCAUGGAAGUAUCUAUGGCCGUUGCAUGGAAAAUUCCGCGGAGAAUUUUGUGGAAAUAACGUGGAUUUUUCCGAAUUUUUAAAGGGCUGACACGAUUAAGGUAAAAUGCCCUCGCUCGACCGGUUCCUCGUAACGACCGGUAGAUUUAUUUAUUCAAACUAUUUAUAUCGCUCCUUGGAAAUUACAGGGGCCCAACUAAUUUUUGGCCAUUAUUCAGGAGACAGCAUGAAAUAUUCAACUUUGUGUAAAUAAAUACCUCAAUUUAAUGACUGAAUAAAAACAAUUUAUUUCUUUUCUAUUUGUAUGAGCACUAAUAUAAGCAUCGAAACUUUUAUAUUAUUACCUUUCUAAAUAUGUUUUUUAAUGAGUUAGCUCCUUGUCGUUCUAAAUGAUGUGCAAAUUUUGCUGAAAUUAGAAUGACAAGGGAUCAACUUGCUUGAGUUAGUUCCCUGUUUCACAAAAAAUUUAACGAUGAAUAUAUUUUGUGCCCCUAUAAGGUCAAGUGCCCUUAAGUCGACCGGUUCCUCAAUUCGACCAGUAGAGUUGUUUAUUCAAUUUAUUUAUAUUUGCACUAAUAUUUGGCAUAUGAUCUAACAUUAAUAGGUCAAUUAUUCCAUAAAUAAAUACGAAUCAGUGAGAAUUUUAUAGAAAUUCACCAUUAAAACAUUCAAAUAUUGACCAAAGGUCGAGUCGAGGAACCGGUCGACUCGAGGGCACUUUACCUUACUUCAAACAAAAUUAUGCAAGUAAUCAAAAUGAUUAAAAUUUUGAAAAACUUUUCUAAUAACGAAAUUUAAUGACUUAUAUCAUCUGAAAAUUUAUUAAAUUGUCUUUCCAAGUGCAUUAGAAUCUCAAAAUUGCAAAAAAGUGAGUUGACCCCUUAUAAUUUCCAAGGAGCGAUAUUUGCUAUAAUAUCUUGCGUAUGAUCUAACAUUAAUAGGUCAAUCAUUCCAUGAAUAAUACGAACCAGUGACAAAUUCAUAGAAAUUGACGAAAUUGACCAUCAAACAUUCAAAAAUUGGUCGAGUCGAGGAACCCGGUCGAGUGAGGGUACUGUACCUUAUACUGCUAAAAAUCCAUAGAAAAAGUCGUGGAAAUAUUCGUUGGAAAAGUCAAUGGAAACUAGCGGACAUUUCUUAUUAGAUGGUUCUAUACAGAGUUCCGCGAACUUCCAUGGAGUACUAAAAGGUAAUUUAGCAUCAGAUUCCCCCUCGGAAAUCCACGGGGAUUUUGAGCGGUAAAAUCCAGGGAACUCUACGCGGCUUUUUAGUGGUAAUAUCCGCGGAUAUGACAGAAAAGACUGCUGGAAAUCCAGUGGAAUUGCCGCGGCCUGGCUAUAAUGUUAACCCAUUCAGUCAAUGUACCAGAAAUACUUGAGAUAGAAUAUUCAUAUUUUGGGAUUAGUUUCCUACAGAUUAAUAGAUGAAUUUUUUUAAAAGAAAAAAAAUUAUCCAUUAUGGAGGCGCGGGGAUCCGCCCUCAAACACGCGUCUUAAUGGUCACUGAAUUUAAAUUCUGUACAUUAAUUUAUUACAAACUCUAUUGAUUUAGAUAGAGUAACUAUCCAAGAAAACAAAUUGUCAACUAGAAUUCAAAUUAGGAAAGAAGAUGGAGGUCAAUUUUAACAAAUUCGACGGGAUGUCGAAUUUUCUGUGCGCCAUUUUGAGCAAAAAUUUUGCAUGACUUUCCGCGAAGCGAGAAAAGAACAACAAAAUGUAUUUCCAUCUCUGUUGGGCAAUUUUUGCAAGUAAUUGAAGGACUAAAGUAACCAAAAAUCCAUUCCCGACAGAAAUUCGAAUAUCAAUUGCCCAGAAAUAAAUCAUCUAAAAUCAGUCAAUUUGCGUAUGAUGUAUAAUACCAUGGUAAGGAAUGGGUUAUAACGACGUUAAGAUGACGAUGGACGAUUUUGUGCGCAUUUCUUGCACAUUGCUUCAGAUUAAAUUAGGACAAAGCAUCAGAGAUGCAACAGAAAUUGUGUAACACUAUCUUUAAAACAAAAAAAAAUAGUUAUUGCAUCGUUCAAAUUGUAAAGAAAGAAAAAAGAAUACAGAUGAAAACAUAAAUGUAUAAUCUGUGUGAAUUUUUUAUGGCAGAAAAAGACGCUUUUCAAUGCCAUAAACAUAUUUUAAAAUGAAUAUAUAUCAAAAUAUAAACAAUUUAUUCACGAUAAAAACAAUAUAAAUGUGUAAUUCAAUGCAUAAUCACUUGGAGAAAUAAAGAAAAAUAAAACAUAUUUUAUGAUGUAGAAACAUUUUUUGGAUAAAUAUUUCGAUUGAAUGCCUUAUUUAUUCGUGAAAAAAAAUUUUUACACAACAAAAUAUUGGCUGAAACAGUAAGAAAGAUAAUGAAAAUGGCUUUUUUUGGAAAAGGUAAACUCUAAAAGUAAAGUAUUUUUUACAUUUUUGCCAAUGCGGCCUAAUUGAAGGGGAUAACGGAAUAAAAUUGACUAAAAUUUCGAAAUAGAAGAAAUGAAUAGAAAAAAAAAAACAAGAUCUUUAUAUCAAGCAGUUAGUUGGGUAUUCAACACUGCGAUAAAAACAAUUUCACAUUUUUUUUUAAAAGAAAAUUUCUCAGUGUUUUUCAUCUUGUGAAAGAUAUACCAUCUCAUCUAUUAAAAAGAAAAGUAUAAAAUGCAAAUCUAUAUAAUCCAUAGCAAAUAUUAUUGGACAUUUAAAGAAAAAAUGAAAGAAAAUAAUUGUGAAAUAAAACAUAAAUGUUAAAUUAGAUAUCGAAAAAAAAGCACGAAAGCAUAGAAAGGUGAGGUAAAUUAAGCAAAGACGUAUUAGAUUUUUAGCUUUUAAUUGAUAAUAUUUUUGAAAAAAAGAAAAAGAAAUGUAUUAUGUAAAUAUUAUAUUUUUUAUUAAAGCCCCCAUCUCAUUUUCUCAUCCCAAUUAUAUAUAUUUUUUUUUUAUUUUCUUCGUCAAAAAGUGAACGCUUACUUUUCAUGGUAGAAAAAAAACAUUAAAGUGAAUUGUACUAAAAAAAGGAAUGGAAUUAUAAAAAAAAGAAAUCAAAAAGAUAUGUCUAAGAGAAGACAAGUAUUUUGUCAUUUAUAUACAUUUAUUUAAAAAAAAAUAUAUUGAAAUAUAUUUUAAGAAGGGAAGUGAAAAAAAGGAAAGAUAAGGAUAUUAAGAAAUUUAAUUAAAAAAAAAUAUCGAUGUAAUUUAUGAAUCAACAAUUAACUUAAUAAAGCAAAAAUAUGAUGUCAAGCAAA